Molecule: messenger RNA, 12383 nt
Organism: Coregonus sp. 'balchen'
Lineage: Eukaryota; Metazoa; Chordata; Actinopteri; Salmoniformes; Salmonidae
Source: the annotation of a GenBank genome assembly
AGUCACACACACCACGCCCUCAGCCCCAACCUGAACCAUGCCCUCAGCCCCAACCUGAACCACGCCCUCAGCCCCAACCUGAACCACGCCCCCAGCCCCAACCUGAACCACGCCCCCAGCCCCAACCUGAACCACGCCCCCAGCCCCAACCUACAGCCAGGUGUGAAGAGGACAGAAACUUGAUCUUUGACUUGUGGAGCUGUGUGUGAUUAGAAGUGUUUGUUUGAGACCGAAAAGUGUGGGCGAGCUGACUACUCCCCUUUCACCUGACUUGUCCUCUCUUCCUCUUCUUUCACCAUUAACGCCAAUCUCUUAAUCAUAGGGUGUGAUGGGGUGGUGAUUGAAAGCGCAGGUGACUUUCAUUUUCUCUCUCUCUUUUGUCCUGAGCAGUGAGGUCCAGGAAGGGGUGUGGAUCAGCAAGCCCAAGAUUGAACAUUUGGAAGGCGUAGUUUGAGUAACCAGAAUUGUCCAAACGUCAAGUGUGUGUGUGUGUGUGUGUUGUGAAGCUUGUGUGAGUGUUGUCUAACUCUAGCACCUGUGUCUCCACACACACAGUUGUGCUCGUGUGUGUUUUGUGUGGGAGCAUCGGGACUGGGCCUGAUGGGAUUAGCGUCUCGGCGGUGGCAGAUUACCUGUAACCAUGAUCUGUUGUCGUGGGGAUUAACUUCCCAGUGUUUCAUGAAGCGUUCCGUGCUGUGAGGUACCAGAACACUGAGGGACAGCCCACUGAGAGGGAAGACCGCAGCUACAGGGGCUCUAAAGCUAGGCUAAUCCCCUUCUCCUGUGACCUGAGAGGAAGGAGGGGGGGGAUGACAACCUCACCUGGAGACAGAGGGGAGGGAAAUAAGAGGAGAGAGAAUGGCUGGGUAGACAAACGAGAGAAGGCAUACUACUACGGAAAGAAAGAGAAGGGCGUUAAGGAGAAAGGGGGUAAGGAGAGGUGAAGGAUGAGAUGAGAAAGAAAGGUGGAACGAGAGAGAACAUUCCUUCAGUUCUCCUUGUAGUGUUCUAUACCUUUUUCCCUCACCUUGUUCUUUGUCUUCCGUUAUCAACUGUCAGAAGAACCCCAACAUGAGGGAAAGUUUCUAUUUUAUUUUUCAGCUACUUUUAAUAAAUGUUCUGCUAUUACCAAUUGACUUCCUUGUAGUUUUUGUGGUAAGAAUUUCUUUCUCCAAUUGUUAUUAUCAAAUAACUAGAAUUUUUUAUUUUUGAAUCCUGCCAAAAUAAUUCUCUCUUCUAGCUCUCAUUAAUGUAGAGGAGAAAAAUCCAUAAUUUUACAGAGAGGAGGGGAGGGAAAAAGAGAGCGGACCGAGAGGACAGAAGACGAGGAGAGUACGGUCUGUGUUUUUCCCAGUGAAAAGACUCAAGAGGGGUCUCAAGGGCAAAACACUGACUUAUUAUAGGAGAAGGAAAAUAUGAGGGAGGGGGGGGGGGGGGUGAGAGCGAGGGAGACCAUGAGAACGAAAAGGCCACUUCUGCUCUCCUUUCUUAAUUAGUCCGCCAUAGUCCAUACAGCCCCCUCUCCCCACAUCCCCCCCAAUUUAUUAAUCUAUUUACUCAGCGUGCUAGCUACCUAUCCAUCUCUUUAUCACACUCUCACACACUCCUUCGUUCUCCUGCUUAUCGAUCAUUCUGCCACUGCUCGCACACAUCGCCCCGCAUGCAUCCAUCUAUCUAACUGCUCAAUGGUUUCUGCUCUUGUGGCUCUCCAUGAAUUCUGACCUUCUGUGAUUGUUGUCUGUCUAUGGGGAAAUUGUAUUUUUCUCUCCAGGUUGUGUAUUGUGGCUGGGAUGGCCGCAGGAUGCUGCUUUCAUGACAGGUGAAGAGCUUUGGCAUUGUGUUCUAAUGUGCUGCUGUACGCUUCAGUGGUGUAUGUCAAUGCCGAAACAUUUCAUGAAAUGUAAUCUCCAGUGCUCAUUAAACAGCACUACGCACACUCUCUCGAUCUUUCUUUCUUUCUUUCUCUCUCUCUCUCGAUCUUUCUCUCUCUCUCUCUCAGCUCGUCCAAAGUGAAUCAGACCUUGGUGAGCACUGUAAGGGCAAACUUCAAUACAGUAUUUCAAUUUCCAAUUGAAUUUUCUAUUUGUAUGGCUCUUUUAACAAAGUAAUUUGCCACAGAGUGCCUAACACAAGGCUAGGCCCAAACGCCACAAUAGCAAGCCGGUCAUUCACUCUGCAUCUACUCCCUACCUCCACUCUCAUAGCCAGUGUGUGGUAAGUGUCUCUGGGACAAAAUGGCUGCUGUGUAUCACUUGGGUUACUACACACUAGUGGUGGAAGGGUUGAUGGUACCAUACAGUGUGUUGUGAGACCUGUUGAAAAAAGCUUUAUAAAUCCCAGUCUAGUAUCAAUAUCAUCACAGGGUUCUCCCCAAAGAAUGUAAGAAGGUGAUGCGCCACCUUGUGGACUGGCUGCGCCAGUAUGUACAAAAAUAAAUAUAUAUAGAGUACCAGUCAAAAGUUUGGACAUACCAACUCAUUCAAGGCUUUUCUUUUCUUUUUACUAUUUUCUACAUUGUAGAAUAAUAGUGAAGACCUCAAAACUAUGAAAUAACACAUAUGGAAUCAUGUAGUAACCCAAAAAGUGUUAAACAAAUCAAAAUAUAUUUGAGAUUCUUCAAAGUAGCCACACUUUGCCUUGAUGACAGCUUUGCACACUCUUGGCAUUCUCUCAACCAGCUUCAUGAGGAAUGCUUUUCCAACAGUCUUGAAGGAGUUCCCACAUAUGCUGAGCACUUGUUGGCUGCUUUUCCUUCACUCUGCGGUCCAACUCAUCCCAAACCAUCACAAUUGGGUUGAGGUCGGGUGAUUGUGGAGGCCAGGUCAUCUGAUGCAGCACUCCAUCACACUCCUUCUUGGUCAAAUAGCCCUUACACAGCCUGGAGGUGUGUUGGGUCAUUGUCCUGUUGAAAAACAAAUGAUAGUCCCACUAAGCGCAAACCAGAUGGGAUGGCGUAUCGUUGCAGAAUGCUGUGGUAGCCAUGCUGGUUAAGUGUGCCUUGAAUUCUAAAUAACUCAGUGUCACCAGCAAAGCACCAUCACACCACCUCUUCCAUGCUUCAUGGUGGGAACCACACACGCAGAGAUCAUCCAUUCACCUACUCUGUGUCUCACAAAGACACAGCGGUUGGAAGCAAAAAUCUCAUUUGGUCUCAUCAGGCCAAAGGACAGAUUUCUACCGGUCUAAUGUCCAUUGUUCGUGUUUCUUGGCCCAAGCAAGUCUCUUCUUCUUGGCCCAAGCAAGUCUCCUCUGAACAGUUGAUGUUGAUGUGUCUGUUACUUGAACUCUGAAGCAUUUAUUUGGGCUGUAAUUUCUAAGGCUGGUAACUAUAAUGAACUUAUCCUCUGCAGCAGAUGUAACUCUGGGUCUUCCUUUCCUGUGGCGGUCCUCAUAAGAGCCAGUUUCAUCAUAGUGCUUGAUGGUUUUUGCGACUGCACUUGAAGAAACUUUCAAAGUUCUUGACGUUUUCUGGAUUGACUGACCUUCAUGUCUUAAAGUAAUGAUGGACUGUCGUUUCUCUUUGCUUAUUUGAGCUGUUCUUGCCAUAAUAUGGACUUGGUCUUUUACCAAAUAUAUUCCGUAUACCACCCCUACCUUGUCACAACACAACUGAUUGGCUCAAAUGCAUUAAGAAGGAAAAAAAUACACACAUUAACUUUUAACAAGGCACACCUGUUAAUUGAAAUGCAUUCCAGGUGACUACCUCGUGAAGCUGGUUGAGAGAAUGCCAAGAGUGUGCAAAGCUGUCAUCAAGGCAAAGGGAUUUGUUAAACACUUUCUUGGUUACUACAUGAUUCCAUAUGUGUUAUUUCAUAGUUUUGAUGUCUUCACUAUUAUUCUACAAUGUAAAAAAUAGUCAAAAUAAAGAAAAAGCCUUGAAUGAGUAGGUGUGUCCAAACUUUUGACUGGUACUGUGUAUAUACAUACAGUGCCAACGGAACGUUUUCAAACCCCUUGACUUUUUCCACAUUUUGUUAGGUUACAGCCUUAUUCUAAAAUUGAUUAAAUAAUUUUUUCACUCAUCAAUCUACACACAAUACCCCAUAAUGACAAAGCAGAAACAGUUUUUUGGGGACAUUUUUGAUAAUUUAUUACAAAUAAACAAAUCAUAUUUACAUGAGUAUUCAGACCCUUUACUCAGUACUUUGUUGAAGAACCUUUGGUUGCGAUUACAGCCUCGAGUCUUCUUGGGUAUGACUCUAAAAGCUUGGGACCCGUAUUUGGGGAGUUUCUCCCAUUCUUCUCUGCAGAUCCUCUCAAGCUCUGUGAGGUUGGUUGAGGAGCGUCGCUACACAGCUAUUUUCAGGGCUCUCCAGAGAUGUUUAAUCGGGUUCAAGUCCGGGAUCUGGCUGGGCCACUCAAGGACAUUCAGAGAUUUGUCCCGAAGACACUCCUGCGUUGUCUUAGCUGUGUGCUUAGGGUCGUUGUCCUGUUGGAAGGUAAUCCUUCACCCCAGUCUGAGGUCCUAAGCGCUCUGGAGCAGUUUUCAUCAAGGAUCUCUCUGUACUUUGCUCCGUUCAUCUAUCCCUCAAUCCUGACUAGUCUCCCAGUCCCUGCCGCUGAAAAACAUCUCUACAGCAUGAUGCUGCCACCAACAUGCUUCACCGUAGGGAUGGGGCAAGGUUUCCUUCAUUCGUGACGCUUGGCAUUCAGGCCAAAGUGUUCAAUCUUGGUUUCAUCAGACCAGAGAAUCUUGUUUCUAUUGGUCUGCGAGUCCUUUAGGUGCCUUUUGGCAAACCUCCACGUGGGCUGUCAUGUGCCUUUUACUGAGGAGUGGCUUCUGUCUGGCCACUCUACCAUAAAGGCCUGAUUGGUGGAGUGCUGCAGAGAUGGUUUGUUUCUGGAAGGUUCUCCCAUCUCCACAGAGGAACUCUGGAGCUCUGUCAGAGUGACCAUCGGGUUCUUGGUCAGCUUCCUGACCAAGGUCCUUCUCCCCCGAUUGCUCAGUUUGGCCGGGUGGCCAGCUCUAGGAAGAAUCUUGGUGGUUCCAAACUUCUUCCAUUUAAGAAUGAUGGAGGCAAUGGUGUUCUUGGGGACCUUCAAUGCUGCAGACAUUUUUUGGUACCCUUUCCCAGAUCUGUGCCUCGACACAAUCCUGUCUCGGAGCUCUACGGACAAUUCCUUCGACCUCAUGGCUUGGUUUUUGUAUUGACAUGCACUAUCAACUGUGGGACCUUUAUUUAGAUUCAUGUCGAAUCAAUAUAAUUUACCAGAGGUGGACUCCAAUCAAGUUGUAGAAACAUCUCAAUGAUGAUCAAUGGAAACAGGAUGCACCUGAGCUCAAUUUCGAGUCUCAUAGCAAAGGGUCUGUAAGUAAGGUAUUUCCGUAUUUUUAUUUUUUAUACAUUUGCUAAAAACCUGUUUUUGCUUUGUCAUUAUGGGGUAUUGAGGGGGGAAAAAAUAAUUGCAUACAUUUUAGAAUAAGGCUGUAAUGUAACAAAGUGGAAAAAGGGAAGGGGUCUGAAUACUUUCCGAAUGCACUGUACAUUCGUGGUUGAAAGUUUUGAGAUAUUUUUGUCAGAUGUUACUAUGGUAUACUGAAGUAUAAUUACAUGCAUUCCAUAAGUGUCAAAGGCUUUUAUUGACAAUUACAUUAAGUUUAUGCAAAGAGUCAAUAUUUGCAGUGUUGACCCUUCUUUUUCAAGACCUCUGCAAUCCGCCCUGGCAUGCUGUCAAUUAACUUAUGGGCCACAUCCUGACUGAUGGCAGCCCAUUCCUGCAUAAUCAAUGCUUGGAGUUUGUCAGAAUUUGUGGGUUUUUGUUUGUCCACCCGCCUCUUGAGGAUCGACCACAAGUUCUCAAUGGGAUUAAGGUCUGGGGAGUUUCCUGGCCAUGGACCCAAAAUGUUGAUGUUUUGUUCCCCGAGCUACUUAGUUAUCACUUUUGCCUUAUGGCAAGGUGCUCCAUCAUGCUGGAAAAGGCAUUGGUCGUCACCAAACUGUUCUUGGAUGGUUGGGAGAAGUUGCUCUCGGAGGAUGUGUUGGUACCAUUCUUUAUUCAUGGCUGUGUUCUUAGGCAAAAUUGUGAGUGAGUCCACUCCCUUGGCUGAGAAGCAACCCCACACAUGAAUGGUCUCAGGAUGCUUUACUGUUGGCAUGACACAGGACUGAUGGUAGCGCUCACCUUGUCUUCUCCGUACAAGGUGUUUUCCGGAUGCCCCAAACAAUCGGAAAGGGGAUUCAUCAGAGAAAAUGACUUUACCCCAGUCCUCAGCAGUCCAAUCCCUGUACCUUUUGCACAAUUUCAGUCUGUCCCUGAUGUUUUUCCUGGAGAGAAGUGGCUUCCUCGCUGCCCUUCUUGACACCAGGCCAUCCUCAAAGUCUUCGCCUCACUGUGCGUGCAGAUGCACUCACACCUGCCUGCUGCCAUUCCUGAGCAAGCUCUGCACUGGUGGUGCCCCGAUCCCGCAGCUGAAUCAACUUUAGGAGACGGUCCUGGCGCUUGCUGGACUUUCUUGGGCGCCCUGACACCUUCUUCACAACAAUUGAACCUCUCUCCUUGAAGUUCUUGAUGAUCCGAUAAAUGGUUGAUUUAGGUGCAAUCUUACUAGCAGCAAUAUCCUUGCAUGUGAAGCCCUUUUUGUGCAAAGCAAUGAUGACGGCACGUGUUUCCUUGCAGGUAACCAUGGUUAACAGAGGAAGAACAAUGAUUUCAAGCACCACCCUCCUUUUAAAGCUUCCAGUCUGAGUUAGAAUAACAAUCAGCAUGACAGAGUGAUCUCCAGCCUUGUCCUCGUCAACACAUUUAAGUUUACAUUUACGUCAUUUAGCAGACGCUCUUAUCCAGAGCGACUUACAAAUUGGUGCAUUCACCUUAUAGCCAGUGGGAUAACCACUUUACAAUAUGUUUUUUUCUUUUCUUUCUUUCUUUGGGGUGAGUAAGGGGGGGUAGAAGGAUUACUUUAUCCUAUCCCAGGUAUUCCUUAAAGAGGUGGGGUUUCAAGUGUCUCCGGAAGGUGGUGAGUGACUCCGCUGUCCUGGCGUCGUGAGGGAGCUUGUUCCACCAUUGGGGUGCCAGAGCAGCGAACAGUUUUGACUGGGCUGAGUGGGAACUGUGCUUCCGCAGAGGUAGGGGGGCCAGCAGGCCAGAGGUGGAUGAACGCAAUGCCCCCGUUUGGGUGUAGGGACUGAUCAGAGCCUGAAGGUACGGAGGUGCCGUUCCCCUCACAGCUCCGUAGGCAAGCACCAUGGUCUUGUAGCAGAUGCAAGCUUCAACUGGAAGCCAGUGGAGUGUGCGGAGGAGCGGGGUGACGUGAGAGAACUUGGGAAGGUUGAACACCAGACGGGCUGCGGCAUUCUGGAUGAGUUGUAGGGGUUUAAUGGCACAGGCAAGGAGCCCAGCCAACAGCGAGUUGCAGUAAUCCAGACGGGAGAUGACAAGUGCCUGGAUUAGGACCUGUGCCGCUUCCUGUGUAAGGCAGGGUCGUACUCUCCGAAUGUUGUAGAGCAUGAACCUACAGGAUCGGGUCACCGCCUUGAUGUUAGCGGAGAACGACAGGGUGUUGUCCAGGGUCACGCCAAGGCUCUUUGCACUCUGGAAGGAGGACACUACGGAGUUGUCAACCGUGAUGGCGAGAUCAUGGAACGGGCAGUCCUUCCUCGGGAGGAAGAGCAGCUCCGUCUUGCCGAGGUUCAGCUUGAGGAGGGGGGGAGGAUUCAGCAGGGAGGAGAAGGUGGCAAAGAGCUUCCUAGGGUUAGAGGCAGAUGCUUGGAAUUUAGAGUGGUAGAAAGUGGCUUUAGCAGCAGAAACAGAGGAAGAAAAUGUAGAGAGGAGGGAGUGAAAAGAUGCCAGGUCCGCAGGGAGUCUAGUUUUCCUCCAUUUCCGCUCGGCUGCCUGGAGCCCUGUUCUGUGAGCUCGCAAUGAGUCGUCAAGCCACGGAGCAGGAGGGGAGGACCGAGCCGGCCAGGAGGAUAGGGGACAUAGAGAGUCAAAAGAUGCAGAAGGGGAGGAGAGGAGGGUUGAGGAGGCAGAAUCAGGUGAUUGGAGGGAGAAGAAUUGAGCAGAGGGAAGAGAUGAUAGGAUGGAAUAGUAGCGGGAGAGAGAGAGCGAAGGUUGCGACGGCGCAUUACCAUUUGAGUAGGGGCAGAGUGAGUAGUGUUGGAGGAGAGCGAGAGAGAAAAGGAUACAAAGUAGUGGUCGGAGACUUGGAGGGGAGUUGCAGUGAGAUUAGUAGAAGAACAGCAUCUAGUAAAGAUGAGGUCAAGCGUAUUGCCUGCCUUGUGAGUAGGGGGGGACGGUGAGAGGGUGAGGUCAAAAGAGGAGAGGAGUGGAAAGAAGGAGGCAGAGAGAAAUGAGUCAAAGGUAGACGUAGGGAGGUUAAAGUCACCCAGAACUGUGAGGGGUGAGCCAUCCUCAGGAAAGGAACUUGUCAAGCUCAUUGAUGAACUCUCCAAGGGAACCUGGAGGGCGAUAAAUGACAAGGAUGUUAAGCUUGAAUGGGCUAGUGACUGUGACAGCAUGGAAUUCAAAUGAGGAGAUAGACAGAUGGGUCAGGGGAAAAAGAGAGAAUGUCCACUUGGGAGAGAUGAGGAUUCCUGUGCCACCACCCCGCUGACCAGAUGCUCUCGGGGUAUGCGAGAACACAUGAUCAGGUGAGGAGAGAGCAGUAGGAGUAGCAGUGUUUUCAGUGGUAAUCCAUGUUUCCGUCAGCGCCAAGAAGUUGAGGGACUGGAGGGUAGCAUAGGCUGAGAUGAACUCUGCCUUGUUGGCCGCAGAACGGCAGUUCCAGAGGCUGCCGGAGACCUGGAACUCCACGUGGGUCGUGCGUGCAGGGACCACCAGGUUAGAGAGGCAGCAGCCACGCGGUGUGAGGCGUUUGUAUAGCCUGUGCAGAGAGGAGAGAACACUCACCUGUGUUAAUGAGAAAAUCACUGACAUGAUGGCAGCUGGUCCUUUUGUGGCAGGGCUGAAAUGCAGUGGAAAUGUUUUUUUUGGGGUUAAGUUCAUUUUCAUGGCAAAGAGGGAUUUUGCAAUUAAUUGCAAUUCAUCUGAUCACUCUUCAUGACAUUCUGGAGUAUAUGCAAAUUGCCAUCAUCAAAACUGAGGCAGCAGACUUUGAAAAUUAGUAUAUGUGUCAUUCUCAAAACUUUUGACCACAACUGUAUGUACCCUUAUUCUCUUGGGACAGUAAUUUUUAUGCAAUCCAAGCGCCACAUCACAUUUUUACAUUUGAGUUAUUUAGCAGACGCUCUUAUCCAGUGCGACUUAUCGGAGCAAUUAGGGUUAAGUGACUUUCUCAAGAGCACAUCUAUAGAUUUUUCACCUAGUCAUAUCGGGGAUUCGAACCGACAACAUAUUGGUUACUGGUCCAAUGCCCUUAACCACUAGGCUACCUGCCGCCCCCAAUCAGAAUCACCCAAAUCUUCAGUUGUUAAUCUUCUUCUGUCUCUGAGACCACACAGCAAAGCAACAAACAAGUUUGAAAAAUCCAAUGCAUGAGACACACUGCACGUACCUCAGCCUAGUCCGGCAGAUGAGUCGCAAUGGUGCGGAUUGCCUCACAUUGAAAUGAAAGGACUUCUGCCGGAACGCAUACAGUUUAACGCAGUUGGUUUCCACAGGGCUUAAGUCUUUUUUUAAAAUCUCUGUUUUUUCCCUUAGACCAACCUGCCCAUCUUCAAGCUGAAGGAGUCUCGUGUGCGGAGACGGUACAGCGACUUUGAGUGGCUCAGAGGGGAGCUGGAGAGAGAUAGCAAGGUGAGCCAUCUGGGGGGUUUACAGCAGUCUAGAUACACUUUACACAGGAAAAAGGAAAUCGAAACAGAGAGAGAGAGAAACACAACAAUAAAACUGCUAAAGGAUUUUCACUUGGUUUAUGCCACUAAUGUGUGUGUGUGUGUGUGUGUGUUUGUGUGUCGCUCUCAGGUGGUGGUCCCCCCUCUCCCAGGGAAAGCUCUGUUCAGACAGCUGCCGUUCCGAGGGGACGAUGGGAUAUUUGACGAUUCCUUCAUCGAGGAGCGGAGAGCUGGGCUGGAGCAGUUCCUCAACAAGUGAGUCUACACAGACAUCCCAAGAUCCUCUGCUUCCUAGAAUCAGGGUGUUGUUUUGUGAUAUUACUACUUUUCUAUUGAUGUCAGGUGUGUGUGUGAGAGCGUGCAUGUAGACGUGUGUGUUUGUUAAAUAUAUCAAUGCAGCCACUCUUAGCUCAAUCUUAACCUUAGGAGCCUAUGAAACACUUAACAUAAAUCAGUUGAUCAAUUAGAUUCUCUCUCUCUGUGUCGUUUAACAAACUGAACACAUACAGAGGGAUAUGUCUCCCAACCCCCCCCCCCCCCUCCUCCUCAAUUCUCCUUCAUAAUUACCUGGUAAACGAACAAGAAGUGUGUCCCUUAGUACUUCCUACAUUUGUUUUAAUUUAAUGUGUAAUUUAUGAUAAUUGUGUCUCAAAUUACAGCAAGUGGUUUCCUGAGGGAUGGUGUGUGCACCCCUGCUUAUUUUUUACCCCAAGGUGUUCUCACCCCCAUGUAGAGAACAAUAAAAGUUACAGUGGGACUGUAAUUAUUUGCUUUGAUUGCAGACUUGGCUAUUAUCUUUGUUUCAUGUGCAAAUGUGGCGAAUGCUACCUGUUAGAAUAUUAAGUAUGCUAAAACCAUAAAUUGUUUUUUCAAGGGAGCUGAGAAUGCGUUGGUAAUUAAGUUUUCUUCUUUUUUUUCUCAAUUAAAUGCUACUGUUGAUCAUAGCAUUGUUUAGACUUAAUAGCUGCACGGUGGAAUGGAGCUGGUUCGUUCUGCUGUUAUAAUCUGUGAUUGAGUGUAUUGUGGAGAGGAAAACCCUUUUCCUGGAGGUAAACACCGUUAUCACUUCUAAACAACCCAGCAGAGGAGGAGAGAACAGCACAGUGAAGUUUGGAAGGAAAUUGGUUGGCCAUAUUGUUCAAAAAUGAAAGGUGAGAUUUGUAAUCAGACUUGGGAUGGAGGAGUGGGGACAGGGUUGGGUGCGAUCAGUGGCCAGGUGAAAUAUAGUUUAAUUGAACGCUGUAAAAAAAAUAAAUUGAUUGAGUCAUGGAGUGUCGGGGUGGGGGGGCUCAACUUGCUCAUUUGAUGGCAAAUGGAAGCCUCCUCAAAUCCUCCAUAAUUUUUCUGUUGUUUGACCGGUACGUGAACCCUUGGGGUCAUGCUUGGCCUUCAGAAAUAUUUUUCAUUUGAGACCGUAGCUGAGAGGAUGAUGAGAGUACAUCAGUCAUGGAAAACUGGUCUGUCUUUCCCUUUGCUUUGCUUCCAUCCCUCUUCCUCUCCCUGACCUCAAUGGUAAUUAUCAGCAUGUUCUCAAUCCUUUGCUCUUAAUCAAAUUCUCCUGCUCCAGAUGUAACAUGGAGAUUUUUUUUAAAUAACUUUUAGUGAAAGUGCUCCCUGUUCCCUCUCAAUGACCAUCAGACAUAGGUCAGUGGUCUUCCAAAAUGCACCUGAUCUGACCGUUUGGACAUUGAAAAAAUUGAAAACAAACCUGCUGAAAAUGCGGGCACGUUUUGCUACCCUUUUGACAACACUUUUCACAGUUACUGUCCCGUUAUGGUCAUGCUCUCUCAUGGAAGCCUUAUGUUCCACAUAAGAACGAAGAGGAAUAAGUAAGGAAGUAAUUAUGGUCAAGGAUUGUAUUGAGAUUUCUUCCAGGACAAAAUGUAUGUACAAAAUGGGUUCUUUGUUACCAUGUACUUUGUAGCCUGUCAGACAGACUGUAACAACAACAUGUAUUCAUAAGCUAAGUAUUCAUAACCUCUGUGUCUCUCCCUGUCUUGUGUUUCAGAGUGGCUGGUCACCCUUUGGCUCAGAACGAGCGCUGUCUGCACAUGUUUCUACAGGAUGAGUCUGUGGACAAGACCUAUACCCCCUCCAAAAUACGACAAGCCUAAGAGCAGGACCACCACUCGGCCCAGGCCACUUCCGGCCCACAACCCAAAGCUCUAAUCUCUACUGCUAACGGCCCUGCUCUGCUCUGACCAAAAACACUUAUGAUCUUCUUCACUCUUCUUUCAUUUGCAAUCCCUUUCUUUGUCUUUUAUUUCCGUUUGAUUAGUGAUCUCAUGUAUUGCUGGUUUUCAACUCUCGAUUGGAUCAAACUAAGAAAUGGUCCCAAUGUAAUAACUGUGGUUGAAAAUUAUUUAUAAUCGGUUUUGUCUCUAAAUGCCACUAACUUGGGUAUUUUACAUUAUGUUAUCUGUAUUUAUCAGUUAGGUAUGUCUUGGAUAUUUUUACUUUAAAGAAAUAUUAAAAAAUACCUUUCCAUGUAUGCAAACCUCAUGUUUAAACCCCAUACAUUACGCACUGUUGUUUCCACUCAAUGUCCAAUUGGAAUGAUUGUCCUCACCACCAUAACUGUGACUUCACACACUUUGUAGAUGAUCCCUGACUCUGAAAAUCACAAUUUGUUCGAUGGUCCCUGAAAGA